Messenger RNA from Lepus europaeus (European hare), 2073 nucleotides. It is a transcript of the gene PADI6, whose product is annotated as peptidyl arginine deiminase 6. The record is from RefSeq and is a predicted model, not a curated record. Gene Ontology annotation, cellular component: cytoplasm. Lineage: Eukaryota; Metazoa; Chordata; Mammalia; Lagomorpha; Leporidae. The transcript is spliced from 16 exons. Gene Ontology annotation, molecular function: calcium ion binding; protein-arginine deiminase activity. Bases 16 to 2073 code for a protein of 685 amino acids.
CUGGAGGGCCGGGCCAUGUCGUUCCAGAACACCCUCCGCCUGUCCCCGGACAGCCCUGUUCACGCCGUUUGUGUGCUGGGUACAGAAAUCAACCUGGACCUCAGUGGGGCUGCGCCGGACAACUGCGAGUUUUUCACCGUCAGUGGCUCCCAGAGGGUCCUGAUCAACGUGUGCGACGUGAUCAUCACCGAGAAGGAGGCGGCCACCAUCUGGCAGCCCCUGUCCGACACCACGCACGUGCUGGUGCGGAUGGUGUCGCCCAGCCCCGCCGUGGACGAGGACAAGGUCUCGGUCUCUUACUAUCGGCCUCAGGAGGAGGAGCCGGUGGCCACAGCUGUGCUGUACCUCACUGGCAUCGAGCUCUCCCUGCAGGUGGACAUCUACCGCAAUGGGCACAUGCAGGUGCCAACCGAGAAGCAGGAGAAGGAAAAGUGGGUCUGGGGUCCCAACGGUCAGGGCCCCAUCCUGCUCGUGAACGCUGGCCCGGCCGACGUGGGUCAGCUGAUCGAUAAGGAGACCAACAAGGUGUUCCUUUCCGACGAAAUCAAGAACCUGUCCCGGAUGAUCCUGAACCUCCAAGGCCCCAGCUGCGUCCUGAAGAAAUACCGGCUGGUCCUCCACACCUCCAGGGAGGAGGCGGAGAAGGCGCGGGUCUACUGGCCCCACAAAGACAGCUCCAGUGCCUUCGAGCUGGUGCUGGGGCCUGGCCAGCACUCCUACACCUUCGCCUCCAUUGAGAACCCCUUGAAGGAGACCUUCUACCUUGAAGCUACACAGUUCCCGUCUGCCAGCUUCUCGGGCCUCAUUUCCUACUCGGCCUCCUUGGUGGAGGAGUCUGAAGACCCGUCGAUUCCAGAGAGCCCGGUGUACAAGGACACGGUCGUGUUCCGCGUAGCCCCUUGCAUCUUCGUCCCCAGCACCCAGAUGCCCCUCGAGGUGUACCUGUGCAGAGAGCUGCAGCUCCAGGGUUUUGUGAACAUGGUGACCGAGCUGAGCGAGAAGAGCAACAGCCAGCUGGCCUCUGUCUAUGAGGACCCCAACCGCCUGGGCAGGUGGCUCCAGGACGAGAUGGCCUUCUGCUACACCCAGGCUCCGCAUAAGACGGUUUCCUUGAUCCUCGACACCCCCAGGGCCGCCAAGCUGGAAGACUUCCCCAUGAAAUACUCGCUGAGCCCUGGCGUUGGCUACGUGAUCCAGCACACCGAGGACCACAGGGUGGCCAGCAUGGAUUCCAUCGGGAACCUGAUGGUGUCCCCGCCCGUCAAGGUGCAGGAGAAGGAAUACCCCCUUGGCAGGGUCCUCAUUGGCAGCAGCUUCUACCCCAGCGUGGAGGGCCGGGCCAUGAGCAAGAGCCUCCGGGACUUCCUCUACGCCCAGCAGGUCCAGGCGCCCGUGGAACUCUUCUCCGACUGGCUGAUGUCGGGCCACGUGGACGAGUUCAUGUGCUUCGUCCCCACGGACGACAAGAGCGGGAGCAAGAAGGGCUUCCUGCUGCUCCUGGCCAGCCCCAGCGCCUGCUACAACCUCUUCCAGGAGAAGCAGAAGGAAGGCUACGGGGAUGCGGUGCUGUUUGAGGGCGUCAGAGGGGACCAGCUCCUCUCUAACGGAAGGGAGGCCCGCACCAUCAAUCAGCUGCUCGCUGACGAGAGCCUGAGGAAACAGAACGACUACGUGGAGAAGUGCCUCCGCCUGAACCGCACCAUCCUGAAGUCGGAGCUGGGCCUGGCGGAACAAGACAUUGUCGAGGUCCCUCAGCUCUUCUGCCUGGAGCAGCUGAGCAACGUGCCGUCCGAGCAGCAGAGCCGGAAGCCCCUGGCAAGGCCAUACUUCCCCGACCUGCUGCAGAUGAUUGUGAUGGACAAGAACCUGGGGGUCCCCAAGCCUUUUGGGCCCCAGAUCAAGGGCAGAUGCUGCCUGGAGCAGGAGCUGCGCCGCCUGCUGGAGCCCCUGGGCUUCCAGUGCAGCUUCAUCGACGACUUUGACUGCUACCUGACCCAGGUGGGCGACUUCUGCGCCUGCGCCAACAUCCGCCGCGUGCCCUUCGCCUUUAAGUGGUGGAACAUGACGCCCUAG